UAAAAAGGCAAGGCAGCUCUCAAGUUGAUCAGUCUGCUCAGGAAACUUCUGGUGGAGAAAGUACUGGAGUCCAAACAGGAGGGGAGAGAAGUUGAGAUUUUGUGCAAAGAAAUUUUCUUUGCUCCCGCAGAGGACAAUAUUUCGGGGAAAUUAUCAUAUAUAUUUGAAACUGUUGAUCCAACUCAUUUGGCACCGUGCACUGCGAAAACUGUCAUUUGUGUGUGGGUUUUUUUUUUAAUAUAUAGCAACACUCCUGGAUAAAGACUCUUGGCUUUAACUGUAAAAAUCGGAUUAUCUGACUGAGGCAUUGUGUUCAUUAGACCAGGCUACUCCCCCCGCCCCCUCCUCUUCGCAUUUGAGGUUUAUGCUUAUAACUGAAAAGAACGCCAACAAUGUUUUUGAGUUUUUGCCUCUUGGUGACAUUUAUCUUGGGGCUGUCCGGGUGCUUGGGCUCAUACGUUCCGUGCGAGCCUUGUGACGAGAAGGCGCUGUCCAUGUGCCCUCCGGUCCCGGUCGGCUGCCAGCUGGUCAAGGAGCCGGGCUGCGGCUGCUGCCUAACGUGCGCCCUGUCUGAGGGGCAGGCGUGCGGCGUUUACACCGGGACGUGCACCCAGGGCCUGCGGUGCCUGCCGAGGAGCGGGGAGGAGAAACCCCUGCACGCCCUUCUCCACGGCAGAGGAGUGUGCACGAACGAGAAAGGAUACAAACCUGCUCACCCGCCCAUAGAUCGUGAGUCCCGAGAACACGAGGACACCGUAACCCCAGAGAACACAGAGGAGCAGCCGCCGGCCAAAGUGCCACUGCUCCACAAAGACAUUGUGAACAGUAAAAAAGCCCACGCAAUGCUCAAGGAAAAGAAUAGGAAGCUCAGCAAGCAGCGCUCCAUGGGCUCUCCCAUGGAUUACUCCCCCCUGCCCAUUGACAAGCAUGAGCCGGAAUUUGGUCCGUGCAGGAGAAAGCUGGAUGGGAUCAUUCAGGGAAUGAAGGACACCUCUCGUGUUAUGCCUCUGUCUCUGUACCUUCCCAACUGUGACAGAAAAGGAUUCUUCAAGCGCAAGCAGUGCAAACCAUCUCGCGGCCGCAAACGAGGCAUCUGCUGGUGCGUGGACAAGUACGGCGUCCAGCUCCCCGGCACAGACUACAGCGGAGGAGACAUUCAGUGUAAAGACCUGGAGAGCAGCAGCAGCAGCAGCAACAACAACAACGAGUGAAACCGGGAGGACCAAGCCUUGAUCGCCAACCCUCCCCCCGCCCCCCCAACCACCACUCCACCCAGGGCCCACGCCUCCUCUCUGAAUCACACCUGUAUGCUCCGCCCUCUGUUCACUUCAAGAUUUCUUUUUUCAAACUGAAAAAAAGAACAAGCUGAAAAGACACCUGUAUUUUUUUUUUUUUUUUGUCUGUCGUUGACCAAGCACUCUUCUCCUAAAGAGGGGGAAAAGUCCCAGAAGAUUUCCUAGAUCCCUUGACUCAUUGAUCGUGGGACCCCUCAGUUGCAGAACCACGAAAAUAUAUGCACACAACGGAUAUAUUUUUUAUAGAAGCUGGGGGUUACAACGCAACACUUUGUAUGGUGUAAAAUUAACAAAAAAAAAAGAAAAAAAAUGCAUCAAAACAAAUCAGUUUCAGCCUGUGGAGCACGACGCCACCGCAGAACUGACGAUUGGCAGAGUAAUUUUAUUUUUAUUUUCUGUCUGUUUUCCAAAAGAAAAAAAAAAAACGAGAGAUAGGAAGAUACUGUAACGGUUGACUCUAUCUGGGUUUGUGGUUCUGUCAGAGCACUUAUAAAUAGGGGAACCUGCUUAGAUACGUGCAACUUCACAGAAAAAGACGCGUGCAUGGACGUGUGCAUGUGUACGGUGCAAAUGUGCGGUGUGUAUGAGCCUCUGUUGGUGUACGAGGGAGUGAGCCUAUUACAAAAAAAAAAGAAAGAAUGUCCUUUUUUUUUGGUUUUUCCUUUCUCUUUUGUUUGGUUUUGUCACAACAAGUAUUGCUAGCGCUUGAGGUGGCCUUCGGGCCGGCCUCCUCUGUAAUGUAAAGCAUGUUUUGGGGGGAGAGUUCAGAGACAAAAGAGCAAGUAGACCGUCACAGAUGAACCUAUGUAAGUGGCUCUUCAACAAUGUAGCUAGCCUGAUAUGCCAACUGUGCCUAUUUGAACAGACACUGCCAUGCAGGGCAACACGGAGCUUAGAGAGCGCUGACUCCACUGGUGAAAUAAAGAUUUUCAGCUUAAGUGAACGCGACUCAAGUCUGACUUUGAUCCGGUUGAGUUACGUGAUCAAACUCCCCAGUCGGGCCGGUUGCUUCUCUGAUUUGGUUUGUGUGAAGUGUAGUUUUGUAUGGUUUUUGUUUGUGCUGUUUUCUUUGCCUUCAGUGAAGUAAAGACCGCCCACUUUUGAGCCAUGUUCCUUUAUCAAGUGGUUUCCCCCCCUCAGUACUGCUACUACAGUGUAACCAUGGUGUAUUACUUUUAAAUAUAGUUAUUGACUGUUGUUUUUCCUGUAGAAACAAUAUAUGACAAUAAUGUUAUUGUGCUUGGAAAGAAAAAAAAAAAGAAUUUGAAUGAGUUGUAGCCUGUCAGGAGAGUGACCCAGAGUCAUGUGACUACAGGACAGUCAAAGAAGCUAACCCUCUGGAACCGCUCUGCUCCCAUGCCUCCGUACCUGUAUCUAAGUGGAGCAUGAUCAGAACAAAGAGGUUGCAGGUUGUAACAGGGUCUUUAAUAGAGUUGUUCUCUCUCUGUGCAAGUCACAGUGCCUUCCUAUAUGUACAAAAUACAUUUAAAUACUGACGUGAAAGUGACAUGGAUAUGUGGAUAUCAUACGGGGCAACUUUCAGCUGACACCCCCCCAAAACUGGGGCUGAUACUUGACACAACAAUAAAGAGGUUCAGUUCUGACUUAAGAGAACAACAAUGAAUGUGGUAGGUCCUUUAAAUGCGGCGUAUUGCAGAUCCGUUUGUGAUAUCCGCCUGUACCUCGGUGGGGUGGGGGGGGCGGGGGUGGGGGGGGCAACUCUGGAGUAGAACAAUGUGUUAAACCUCCUUCUCUUUCUUCGACAACCAAUAAGCUAAGACGCUUGCUAUUUCACGUGAAUGCCAAUGUAAAUGACUGCCAGAGGAGAGGGAAGCCAAAAAAAAAAAAAAAAAGGAGGGAGAGAUGAAAUCCUAAACGGCUUUGGUUGUGAACACAUCAUCAAGGCCCCACUUCAAUUCCCACUACCACUUUCGAGAAAAAAAAGAAAAAAAAAAAGAGCAGCUUGCACUUAUUUCAGUUAAUCACUAUUGAUAUUGACACACAACGACAUACUAAGAUGUGGUAUCAUGAAGUUAGUGGAACAACAAGAAAUUAAAAAAAAAAAACAACAAAAAAAACUUAAAGCUAAAUGUUGUGUUAUCUUGUGCUUACAUUUCAAAGGUGGUGCUUUGAGGUGAUAUUUGUUGACAGGGGCCGUGAAGCCCACGCCUGGGACCUCCAAUACAGCAACACCUUUUAGGGGGAAAAGAGAUAAAUAAAACAAAAUAGAUGGGAAGUAACACGCAACUAGAGAUGUUCUCAUGGCCUAUUGCACAGAGAUGGUGGGUGAGACGGAGGAGUCAGGGGAGGAGAAGGGCGAGCGCCAUGGGCGGUGGUCGUUAUCAGGGCCUAGCCACUUCCCCGAUGUGGGGUCACCAACCGCAUGACAUUAGAUACAGCUAGAAGACAGACUCCAGGAGUCAUGGGGACCUGGGGAGACGUCGGUGACGUCCCGGCUGUUCGCUACAGGCAGCUUCCCCGGGUUUCUCAUCUCCUUUCUGGUUUAAAACUCAUAUUCACAUUACAUACUUCAGUAGUACAGUAACGACAUUACGGAUUUUUUCUGAAUACAUAACACUUUUUGGAUGUAACGAGACAAUACAAUUGGUUUUGGUAAUUUGGUGUUGACUGGCUUGUCAAACAGACCCAUCGGUGGCAGGAGGAUAGCGGGAAACAAAAUGGUCAGUAUUUGGAGCUACAUAAGACAAAUAAGGAAAAAAAAAAGAAAAAAAGACAAAAAAUCUCAAAUUAUUAAAGUGAAUAUCACUGUGUAAUAUUUAUUCAACUUGUAAUUUAUGUACUCUUUUAACCUUUGUCUUUUUUUGUUAUGACAAAGCAUUUAUUUAAAUAAAGUUAUGUAUUCAUUUAA
Messenger RNA from Mugil cephalus (flathead mullet), 4164 nucleotides. RefSeq names its product insulin-like growth factor binding protein 5b (gene igfbp5b). The coding region runs from base 393 to 1211 and encodes 272 amino acids. The record is from RefSeq and is a predicted model, not a curated record. The transcript has 4 exons. Gene Ontology annotation, molecular function: fibronectin binding; insulin-like growth factor II binding; insulin-like growth factor I binding. Gene Ontology annotation, cellular component: extracellular region. NCBI's taxonomy places the organism in Eukaryota, Metazoa, Chordata, Actinopteri, Mugiliformes, Mugilidae. Gene Ontology annotation, biological process: regulation of insulin-like growth factor receptor signaling pathway.